CUCUCCCGUCUCUCAUCUCAUCGCAUCCUCUCUCCUAACGACAAUGCUGCCAUCAUACACAACACCCCCGAACACGCUCUUCUCCUUCGCCCACCGGCCAGUGACCAGCCGCUCGCGCCUCAACGCAAGCCUGCGCACGAGCUGGGCUUCCCCAUCGUCGCAGCAACCCCUCCCCUCCUCCUCCCAAUCCAACGCCUCCACAUCCUCAGACUCCUCCAGACCUAGAACUCGGGCGCAAACCUCCUCGCCAAAUCCCGCCUCCUUUGUGCUUGAAGCCCGCCGCCUCCGCCGCCCGCGCCACCGCGCGCUCCGCGGCCUCCCGCCCGCCGGCGCGUCGCUCCAUGUCCUCGCGGCAGACCUCAGCGACGAAGAGGGCGUGCUCGACGACGAGCGGGAAGACCUGAACAAUUUCGGGAGACGCUUUCUUAUUCCCAUUGGGAGACGGAAUACGCAGAUGGAGGCUGAGGCGGCGCCGUCGCCAACGCCCAGCGACCAUGACCACAGGCAGGAAGACCGGGGCGGCCUCACCCCCUCGCCUGAGCCGAUGGAGGACGUUGACCUUGAUGCAAGCAUCGAGGAUCAGGACGCACCCGACCUCGACGCCUCGCUAGAAGACCUCGACCGUAGCACGGAGUACGACUCGGACGACAUAGAGCUGAUGAACGACAUGGACCGCAGUGUCGCCAGCGACGAGGUUGGCGACAGCAUGGAGCAGUAACACCAUACGGCAUCUACCAGACACCACCACACACCCAGUUGUACACAUGCACAGAUUAUAACAUCAUACCAAGACAUAGGUAGCGCCCGCGCUAGCUGGCAAACCAGAAGUCAGUGCUCCGC
Molecule: messenger RNA, 840 nt
Organism: Cutaneotrichosporon oleaginosum
Lineage: Eukaryota; Fungi; Basidiomycota; Tremellomycetes; Trichosporonales; Trichosporonaceae
Source: RefSeq, a predicted model, not a curated record